Messenger RNA from Pocillopora meandrina, 9113 nucleotides. The record is from the annotation of a GenBank genome assembly. NCBI's taxonomy places the organism in Eukaryota, Metazoa, Cnidaria, Anthozoa, Scleractinia, Pocilloporidae.
AUGGACGUGACACAGAUAGCCAACGGUGGAACAGUUCCUAUGCGAGACGCAGAUGCGAUCAAACUGUUCAUAGGGCAGGUCCCGAGAACGUGGGAUGCCAAAGAUCUCAGGCCCUAUUUCGAAAGCUAUGGACAAAUACACGAGCUCACGGUGUUACGAGACCGAAUAACUAAAAGUCAUAAAGGUAAUCUGGAUUUUGUAUAUUCCUCUUGAAAAUUUUUGAGCAAUUUCUCAUGUCUUUUGUGUUGUAGGUUGUGCAUUUCUAACAUUUUGCUCCCGCGAAGCUGCUUUGAGCGCUCAAAAGGACUUACACGAGAAGAAAACUUUACCCGGGGUAAGCUUCGUAAGUACAGAAUGUAGUUGUUGGUAAGGUUUUUGUCGGCAAAUACCCAUGGGGCCUGCAUUAGUAUCUAUAGCUAUUCUUCAUGAAUAUAAAUUUUUGUAGCGAUAAGCUGCAGAUCUAUUGCUUGAAAAAUAGACACUUGCCGACCUUCAAUGCAUCUGUUGCAACUUUAUUUGAUAUUUAAUAGUCUGUAACAUUUCCGCCUUCUCUGUUUGCCGUUGGUGUACUGUAGAAACCACGUUUCUUCGGUAAUUUUAUGAUUGAGUGUAUUAUUUGCAUGCAGAAGUUAAAUAUGAGCUAAGUUAUUAACGUGGUUCAAUCUGCUUGUAACUGAAGGGCAUUUUCAAAUGGAAGAAAUACUACAACUUGAUGCACUUUCUUAUCUUUAAGUAAUAUUAAUCCAUGGUACAAGGAGGUUAGACUGUUUUGUAACCUGUGAAAUAUCGUUGGCUUAAUUCUUGGCGCUUUCUCAGGUGUUACGUUGAUAAAAAAAAGUGAAUUCCUGAUUGAAAAGUUCUGAACGUGUGCAAGGGCACUUGACAUGGUCUGAUAAAUUUUUGUUUCGGUUUGAGGCCUGCUACAAAUUGGGGCUGAGCUCAAUUAAAUGUCAUGAGUGCUGUAAACAACUUUUAACUGUUAGUAAACCUUACGUUAGAAUUAAACAUUCAAUAGCUGCAGGUUUUCCUCUUUAAGAACGUUUUUGAUGAUUGUUUUAUUGAAAGUGACAAAUUCGGGUAGUACUUAAUGUUGAACUUAAAAAUUGUUGAUAUAAGUGGAUAAUUUACAUAAAAUUUUCAACAGCUUGUUAGAAGGAGUGAUGUAGUGGUUUGUUCUCCCUGAAAAAUCCAGUCUUAAGGUUUUUAAGUUUGUUGUUGGCAAUCAGUGUUCUUUCUGGUUCUUUCUUAAGUUGUGUUUUUUACUCAGGAGGUUCCGUUUGUGCAACAGGAAGAAAAGAUGUUUUGUCUAUUCUUUUGAUAAAUUAUGUUAAUUUUUGUGAGGUGUCUGUACCAGUUAAGAUUCUUGAAUGAUAGAAAUGCAUUUAAACUUAAUAUGGUUAAGGGGUUUGAGCAAAAAAUUAAUUUUGUAGUCUUUAUGAUGUUAACCACAGAGGAAUCAUGAUUUGUCACAAAAUCAAGUGAAAAGUCAUUUAGCCUGUGUCCACUUGCUUCAGGGAAGUUUCCAGAACUUUUAACAACCAAACUGUUGUCCACUAUGACAAUGUGACAGAGAUUGUUAAGAAUUUUAUUUUUCUAAUCCUCUAACUCCUGUGAGUGACCAAAACAGAAUUGUGAUAUCUAUACAAUAUCAAGCAGACAAGUUAUGAGAGUAAGGAAAAAUAUCAAUUAUUAGGGGACUAGAAGUUGAGAUUGUGAGAGUUGAAGGGUUAAAUUAAAUAAAUGUUACUUGUAUGGUGUUACCCUUGAAACCUUACUAAGUUAGGAUUCUUAGAGAAAACCUCAGAGUUCCUUAUAAUUAUUAUGUCUGUUCUUGCAAAUAAACUUUUGGUGUAGAUUGGAUAAUUUUGCCACAUUAAUACAAAAGGUUUCUUUUUCCAACAGAUGCAAAAUGCAAUGCAAGUUAAACCAGCAGAAAGUGAAUCUAGAUCUGGUAAGUUGGGUAAAGUUUCUGUGAGAGAUGAGCCAGGACUGGCUUCAUCUUGUACAGAAAAUACCUGAAAAUAUGUCUUUUCCUAUCUAAACUUAAUAUACUGUACACAUGUGAAUUGCUUUUACUCAUGAGCACUGAAGUGAAAGUUCUUAACCUUUUGACCCCUGACAGUGACUGGCAUCAAAUUUCUCCUUACAAUUAUUUUAUCACCCCUGAAUAAAAUCCUUGUCAAGAAAAUUAAGGAAUCGAUCACUAACUGAAGAAGCUCUUGAGUUUUAAGAAAAAUCUCAGUAUCAGCACCUUAGGAAAUGAAUAUAAAAAAUAUGAAGAUUAUGCACACAGAUGUUAGGUGGCUUACUUCCUGAUGCCUAUUAACACCUCAUCAGCUAAUUAGUGAUUGUAUAAAAGGACCUCUUGUUGCAGCAUUUAGAUCACCCCUGAUGAAGGCACUCAGCAGGAGUGUCAAAAUGUUGGGUCUAUGAAUUGUAACUUCUUCAGUUCCAGUCAUUAGAUCUGUAAACCAGAGUAGCAUCAAACCAUGUCUGAUUGUCCACCUGGUUGCCAUGUGAACUUUAAUAUAUUUUAGAUGUUAGGCUGUAAAGAGUUAAGAAUGAUAUAUUGUGGAAACAUUUUCCAUUUCCGGGAGUGAAUGUAAUCUUCUAGUUUUAAUGGAUCUAAACCUGUGAUCAGGUAGCUUAGAACAUUAAAAUGCAUUUUGAUCACAUUUGUAGAGUUAUGCCAUCAUAUAUUGUUAAUAAUUUAAACAUGACAAACAAAGUCAUAGUUUCUAUUAAAAUUGAACCCUUGAACUCCCAUGAGUGACAAAGACAGAAUUUAUCCUUACAAUGUCAAUACAAUUCCAAGCAGACAAGUAAUGAGAAUGAAGGAAAAUAUCUAUUAGUGGAUUAUUAGUUGAUCCAAUACCAAAUUCUCUAAACUAACAUGAUAAGAAUUGUAAGGGGACGGUAAGGAGAAGAACUAAUGAGACAUUGGAAGCUAUAGGGUUAAGGCUCUUUGAUUUGUCCUUACUUCUUUUUAGUUAUGGUGCUAUUUUUUUUCAUAUAAUGUCACAUUAGUUUCCAGACUUUUUUGGGAACUCUUUCACAGGGAUUCUUUGAUACCUAGUUUACUUUGAUUAGUUUAAAUCAAUUGAUGAACUACUCUGCAGAACAUGUGUUGAAACUAUUAAUCCUUUGCUGCUAAUAAGACUUUCUAACAUUUCUCUUUUCUUGUAGAGGAUCGUAAACUUUUUAUUGGUAUGAUAUCUAAAAAAGCCACAGAGGAUGACCUUCGAAUGAUGUUUUCUCCUUUUGGUACAAUAGAGGAACUGACAAUUUUAAGAGAUAGUGAUGGAAAGAGUAAAGGUGUGCUAUCUGUGUUCUAUGCUUUUCUUAGGAGGAGUAGUUAAAAAAACCUUUUCAGAAUCUUGAUCUCUAAAUUUAGUUAUUUGUGAGCUGAAACUGGAAUUGUUUCUCUAGGUUGUGCUUUCUUAAAGUUUCCAACCAGAAUGCAAGCUCAAAAUGCUAUUGCAGAGAUGCACAACAGUACUACUAUGGAGGUUUGUCAUUUGUAUCCUAUAGCAGUACUGAGAAUAAAUCAAUGUGUAUUCAGUGUGAAAGAUUUCUCUGUGCAGUCUCCAUUGCACCAAACCACUCAACAGUGUCAUCUUAAUCCUUUGACCCCUAACACUGACUAACCUGUAAAUUCUCCUAAGAGUAACACCCCCUGAAUUGCAUAUUGUAGUCAUGAGAAUAAUGGAAAUGAUCAAUGAUUCAAAUUCUCCUUGUCAGUAUCUUAGGAAAUGUAUAGAGAACAGUAAGGAGAAUAUGCGAAGGGUGUUGAGUGCCAUUUCUUCAGAUGUCCUUAUUUCAGACAUUGAUCCCCCUUAAUUAAUUAAAGUAGUUUCCUUUUGUUUUUAGGGUUGUCCAUCACCAAUAGUUGUUAAGUUUGCUGACACAGAAAAAGAAAAACUUCAGAAGAAAAUGCAGCAGAUGGUUGCACUUCAUGGUAUGGGCAUGAACCUUGGGAUGGGAAUUGGAAUGGGACUUCCUUAUUUCCAGCAUGCAAAUUAUAAUGCAGCAUGUCAGCAGGUGAGGAAGAACACCAAUUGAUAUAGAUAGAAGUCAACUGUAUUAACAGUUUUGGUCAGCUGCGAUACACAUUGAGGCUUCUGUUUAUAUCUUCACAUGUGAAGAUAUAUUGUUGUCAAGGUAAUUUUUCACCAAUGUGGUAGUUUUAAUUUUUUAUGAAGGGUUUUUUAAAAUAUGUAAACAUUACCUAAGUUGAAUUCAACUUUAAAGAGACAUUUUGUUUGUACUGAAAACUUAAUGAAGGAACAUCUUUCUAAAUGUUAACCUCAUUACAUUCUACUUUUUGCUCAGUCGUAAAUGUUAAACCCACAAGGGACUGCACUUUGUCAGAAAAUAUACACAACUGGAUUUAGUGUGUGAGGGGAAGUACAGGUGAUAAUUAUUGAUUGAAAAUGCCAUGGGUAUUUUAUUUGAAAUUAUGGACUGGGAAUUGACUUUUUUUCCAACAUGGUGAAGUAGUGAUGUUUAAUUAUUAUCAGUUUCUUCAACAGCAGGCUGCCACCUUACCAUCAGGGACACUACCAACUGGCUUCAAUGUCAUUCCUGGUGUCACUGGACCGGGUAAUUGUUAGAAUUAUGAAUAUUUCUUUCAAUAAUGUCUUGGUAACAUUGCUAUAUUAUUCAUGUUAAACUGUUGUUAUCAAUUUGCAGUUCUUUUGUUCGACUUUGCUUAGAUUAAAAGACAUUUUCCUUUUUGGUAAUGACCUUGGUUCUUGACUGUUGUAGGUGUGGCUCCUGGGACCAUGGGUGCCCUUGUAGCUGCCUCAGUCAUUGCUGCACAACAACAACAGCAUCAAGCAGUUCAACAGACAGCAACAUCACAAAAUAACAUAAUAGGAGGCACAGGAGGUUUAGUGAACAGUAAUGCUGUGUCUACAGGUGGUGCUACAAAUACCUCUUCAAUGAUAGGAGUACAAGGUGUUCCAGGAGUCACUGGCAUUGGUAAAUAUAGAUAAAAAUGAUAACAUUGACAAUACUUUAAUAAUAAUUAUAUUAAUAAUAAUAACAAUUAUACUACUGAUAAUAAUAAUAAUAAUAAUAAUAAUAAUAAUAAUAAUAAUAACAAAUGCUUGUAUAACACCUAUCCAAUUCAUGCUAGGUGAUUUACAAAAUUAAGGAACAAAAAGAAACUAAAUCAAUAUUUUAAAAAAAUUGAAGUUGCUAUGAAAAAAACCUUUUUCAUAUAAUAGGUCUUCAGCUUAGAUUUAAGAGUGUCUAAAUUGUCACAUGAGCGGAUGUCUUCAAGCAAAGUAUUCCAGAGUUAGGGGGCAGAAUAAUCUAAGGCUUGAGACCUGUAGGACUUCAGAUUAUUGUUAACAGCAUUUAGAUGUGCAGUUGUUUAUACCUGUAGUGAAUACUGCAUUAAUACUCUAAGUCCUUGAAAAUGCACUUGUUGUAGUCAUAGGGGAGUCUCUUAGUUGGUUCAAAAGGUGACAGAUUCCAGUUGACAUUAUGGUGUGAAGAAGACUAAUAGUUUGGAGUUGAAAUGUUGUAAUCAACAUGUAAAGUGACUACAUUUUGAGACAAAUAAACACAAGUCAAUGCAAAAAAUUUCAUUUCAUCAUUCAUUUUAGGUAUGAACAUGCCUGGAAUGGGUGUAGGAAAUCUUGGUACUAUGGGAGCUGCUGGUGCUCUCAGUAUGGCUGGGAUUCCUGGCCUUGGUAACAUGACUGGUGUCUCAAGUGUUGGUGGUAACAUUCAGACUGGAGAUGCACUCACUCAGGCAUACUCUGGAAUACAACAGUAUAAUGGUAAGUAAGCAUAGAGCAUUUGCUCACUUUUAGCGGAACCCCACAAUGUAAACCUUGCUCUUCUACCAGCAUGGUUUUGAGUUUCAUGGUUUGACUGAACUUGACCUCCAAUAUAGCAAAUAUAUAUGGCGAAUCUUACUCUAAAACUAGUAAACAACUUCUGCACAUGGUCGCUAAAGAAAUUGUUUCAGAGUUCACAGUCAUGUGACAUGAGAUUACUCCUUUCAAAUGUGCAGUAAUGAAACAACCUUCCUUUACAGCAAGAGGUGACAAGUUUAAAGAUAAGAGAUUUAAGUGAUAAUUGUAAGUUUGAAGUUUUUUGGACCAGACUGUGCCCAACACUCAGUAGUUUUACCACUAGCUUAAAAUCUCAAUUGAUGUAGUUGGUCACAUACAAAAACUGAAGAUUGUGCUUAGUUAUGUGUAAUCUUUUUUUCCUGCAGCACAAUUUCCUGGUGUUUAUGGUCAAACUAUAUUCCAACAGCAACAACUCCAAAGACAACCCCAAAAGGAAGGUAUGCACAAUUUCCUAUGAGUUACUGUGUAUUUACACUAAAGUAUAGUCAAUGGGACUAUUGGUUGCCUGUUACAUUUCACAUGCCAAUUACUUCUCUGCUAACUGUUCAUUGUUUGCUGUUACUUAGGUCCUGAGGGAGCAAAUUUAUUUAUUUAUCACUUGCCUCAAGAGUUUACUGAUGCUGACCUCAUGCAGACAUUUAUGCCAUUUGGCAAUGUAUUAAGUGCUAAAGUGUUUAUAGAUAAAAGCACAAACCUAAGCAAAUGCUUUGGUAAGUUUUUGUACUUGCAAUUAGGAAUAAAGUUUUGCAUGUGGUGCAUUGCAUUUUGUUGAACAUUUGAUCAACCAAUUUGGCAUAGCAAGAGAUAACUGUCUCAAAGUGCUUCUAAGGGGGAGUUUAAAAAUUUUUGCCUCUUUCAAAAGUUCUUCUUCUUACUUAAGUCACCAUUACAAAUCCUCAAGUUCUACAGGUAAGUAAUAUCUAGUUUAGAAAGGUUGAAAUUUUGCUUUCUAAUGGCAUGUUGUGUGACAUGGCAUCAGUAAUAAAAAUAGUAGUUUAAAGAUUUUAGUUAUUCUGUCAACUCGUUUGAAUAGUAAAAUAUCACAAACAAAUAAUUUCAGCUCUGAGCACAAGUUUAUGUAAACACUAUGAGAAAGGGAUUGGCAUCUUUGAAUUGUGAACAAUCUUACAAGUUACAUUUUGUGUUUCUUGGCACAGAGUACUUUAACUAACAUGUGUUUCUUUUAAGAGGGUAUUUUGAGAUAGAUGUGUGUUAAUGGUUCUUUUUGUUCUACUGGUUUUCCUUCUCCUUCUACCUGAGGUCAAAAUAUGCUUCCAAGUUGAACAAAACUAGGAAAUGAAGCUUUGCACGUGAUAAUUACUCUCAGUAGUUAGAUCUCUCCAAUUCUACCCAUUCACUUGGCCCACUAGGCCAUCAUUACACUAGCCAUGCAAACUGGCACUAAUGAGACAACAUUUCUCAAUAGUUGUGCCUUGUUGUAAGCAGAUAUUUGCUCUUUCUUUAUUGCAGGCUUUGUCAGUUAUGAUAACCCAGUCUCUGCUCAGAAUGCCAUUACAUCCAUGAAUGGUUUUCAGAUAGGGACAAAGAGACUCAAAGUUCAGCUUAAAAGACCAAAAGAUGCAAAUAGACCCUACUAACCCCUGGUGAGUAAACUAUGUUUAUUAUCAUCUAAUGCCAUUUGUGCAAGCCUUGAGUGCCAUAGUUUACUGACUAAAAAAAUCACAUUUUCAUUCUUAUGUCAUCCAGGCAGCUUUUAAAUUUUACUUUGUGCUACCAAGACAUCACUCAGAGGUCUGCCUCCAGUUUCAGGCAAAGUGCGUCUGUGUCAAGUUUUCAUUCCCUUCCUCUCAUUACACAUCAUUACUUUCAUAACUCAUGCAAACCUUUUAAUACUCAGUUGUUGCUAAAACAUGGGAGGACUGCCCUCAUUGGAACACUUAUGCUCAUGACCAUUCCUUCAGCCUUAACUUGCAGAAUUCUUGACUGUGCACUAGUAUGGGGAGUUUUCCAUUGAAUCUUGUUAAUCUGGAGAUAGGAAAAAUAUUGUUAGUUCCUUGUUAAUCUUACCUUCUGCGAAAUGAAAGAUUUCGUGCCCUUGAUAUGACUGACUAUGAACAAAACAUAAGCCCUGGAAAUAGAUUUAGAGACUUAAACGUAUAAAGAAUUAUAAAUGGCUAUUUAAGACAACUUUUUCAGUGAAAGAAGGUGAUGUAGAUAUAAACAAAACCCAAUUGUCACAAGGGGUAGGGAGAUGUGUCCUUUUGUAUUGUUAGAAUUCAGGUUUCAUGGGGGAAGCCACUUAAGUGCACAAAGCAUCAAUAAUGUCUUUAGCUGUUAGUUGUAAUCGUGGAGGAAUCCACCUGUUAGGAAAGAGUGCAGAGGUUAUGGCAGCAGGAUAAAGAAACGGUCUGUGUCUAUUGGACGCACCGUGGAACACAUAUGAAUUCUUCCUUUGUGGGUGUUUAUUUUGGUUGGAACUCAUUGAAAAAUGGGUUCUAUUACUGCUGUAUAAACACGUGCCAAAGAGCAGGGUCGCUUACUGUUCUUUGACCAGUGUAACCAGUAUGACUGAGUUUGGUUUGUAUCCCAGAAGCCUGAAGUUUCCGCUAACGUGCAAUGAAAAAAUUCGGCGCAGGAUUUCUUGGAUUUCUAGAUGAAUGGUGAGAGUUAUGACUGGCGAAUUACUGACAAUUAGAGCUCAUUUCUGGCAGAAAUAUUGAUGAGGACAGACUGUCGUAGAGUGUGCUGUGGUGGUAGUAAUCAUAGUCAAGUGCUUGUAGUAAAUGUGUGUCAUCGUGCAGCGCUUCUAACACGUUCCCUUGUCUUUGCCUCGCCUAGAUCACGUGACUGUGUACGUUUGUUCUUCGUCUUGGCGGUGACCUUUGCGCAUGUGCUUUUUGUGUACCACAGUUGGUGACGUCACUUGUGACGUUUAUAUAUCGUCACUGUUGGUGUUGGGAUUCAGUAAUACGUCACUGUGAAGCAGUUAAACGUCGUUGUUGAAUACGUAAAAUCGGUGCAUGUUAGUUAAGCGGUUUUGUUAACUAGUUUCCAGUCCAGUUGUGGCGUUAUUUGUCAUGUGACUUUUCAUAUUUUGUCAGGCGAGCUCACUGUUUACUAUUUAUAGAGCGCGUUUCGUGUUAAUGGUUAAUGUUAUCGUCCAACUAUGGGCUCUAGUGUGUUAUCAGUGGUUGUGCAGGUUUUAUAAAAGCCUUGUAUUGUCAGUGAGGUAUAGAUGGCGUUUGUACGAGCCAGACUUUUAAAUAAUAAAAGAAAUUCACC